AUGGGUCAAAGUCUAGAAGGAGUAUCUUGUCCCCUGAACUGGUUCCUGUUUGAGCAGCAUUGUUACGGAUUUUUCCAGAACAAAUUGACCUGGAAUGAUGCAGAGACAGAAUGCUCUUCCCAUGGCAAACAUGCCCACCUUGCCUCCAUCCUCAGCAAACGGGAAAUGGAAACCAUAUCUUCUGCUCUACUCACCAAAUAUGAAGAGUCAUUUAAAAUCUGGAUUGGAUUGUACAAAGUCCCAGGCGGGAAGACACGAUUCAGAUGGUUAGACGCAUCGUUGGUGGAUUACAUUCCUUGGGCACAAAGUCAACCUUCCACCUACAAAGGGAAUUGUGUCGAGCUAUAUGGCAAAGACUAUAAAUAUUGGAGUCUCCAGUUUUGUUGCCUCAAACAGCCCUAUCUGUGCAAGAUGGCUCUGUACUGAAUACAUCUGGAAGCACUUUGAAGGUUGUAAGCCAGAAUCUCCCUGGCUACAACAACAUCAGCCUGCUGACUCACAGAACAAGCCUGUGCAUCAGGCUUUCUUUUCCAUGUGGUGUCAC
This is a messenger RNA of Ahaetulla prasina, 544 nucleotides long. Its product is annotated as regenerating islet-derived protein 4-like. The record is from RefSeq and is a predicted model, not a curated record. Lineage: Eukaryota; Metazoa; Chordata; Lepidosauria; Squamata; Colubridae. Gene Ontology annotation, molecular function: signaling receptor activity. The transcript has 5 exons. Bases 1 to 426 code for a protein of 141 amino acids.